AUGCCUGCCCUCCGUCGCCCAGCUCGGGCUAUCGACUCGCAGCCAUACAUCUCCUCUCUAUACAACGCCGCAGACCUCACUGACGGCGCCAAGUCCUUAGAAUUGAACUACACGGAGCAUCUAGCAGCCCUAGGUCGUGAGGAUAGUCUAGAGGGUAUCGUCGUCUCUGUAGACGACAUAGAAUUCGACAGUGGUCAAACGCACGAUUACUCAGACUCGGAAGGUCCGUCAGGCUCCUCAAACGGAGACACCGGCCAAGCAGACAACAUCGACAGUUGUAGCACAGACCCUUGUCACCACAGCGACGGGUUCAACACCGACAACGAACACGAACACACCCUCUUCCAGAGGGUUUUCAGCGAUCUCAUUGACGAUCCUCAGUGGCCGCGUGUUCAGGACGCUCACAUCGAGGUCUUCCUGAAUAGUUCAGACUGGGAGAAGCUCGUGCAACUUGUCCUAGACGAACAGUAUUUCUACCAAUACUUCAGCUUUCAGUACUUCCACGACGAACAGAUACUCAGGAUGUCCUCAGCCUCCCCCCUCCACGAGGCCGUCUCCAACUUCCUCGGCACUUACGUCUCGCAGAGAGGCAGUCGCAUCGUCAUUGACCUCGGUGAUUUUGUCGGCUCACUCCAAACGGACACCAAGAAGAUGUUCGUCGGCCCUGCUCCCGAUCCAACCGAUCCUUCUCGCCACGUCCAGAGGUUGAAGGCACCCGCAUUGUUGGUACCGGACGGUUCUGUGGUGCUCAGGCUACCGGCCUUCAACGACUGCGGCGAGCUUGUAAAGGAUCUAGACGAGCGUGUGGUGGCAGUGAUCGAGAAGGGGUUCACGGAGCCAUGGGAUCACCUCGUAUAUCGUUUCGGGCAGUACAGCGUGCCUGAUACGCUAAACCCGGAUCUCAACGAGUUACCAGUGUUCCAGCUCGCCGUCAAGGUGUUUGAGCGUCCAGAAUAUCAUUCUCCGUGGAGCAAGGACAUUCCAGAUGCCGAGCUGGACGCGUGGCGAACUCAAUGGGUGAAUGUGAACAAAAGUAGCCUGCGCACGCUCCCGCCGAGCGACGAGGACAAGACGUUGACCGGAAGAAUUCUCGUUGGCGAUCAUACGUUCUGCGGAGAGCUCGAGGCCUACCUGGUGCUGCUCGACUUCUCGGCCGAGAACAGAGGCGAGUUCCGAAACCUAUACGCGAACCAAGAACAAGUGGCCGAGUGGGUGAGGCGCGGCCAAGCUAUCGCGGUGCAAAAGACGUACAGACGUGUAGAAGCCGAGCAAUUUCAGGCAUUCACGAUCAAGUGGAAGACCGUCUUCACCAGGUUCCAGAUGCGCAUCUGGAACCAAAGUGUGCAGGCCUGGGAGGGGUUUGUAGAUGCUCAGCAACGUCGCGGCAUCGAGGUCUACACGGACAACCGAAUCCAGGAGGCCUGGGCCUCGUAUCUUGACUGGCCGUUCGUCGACCUGGGAUCGAAUGUAGCGCAGGUGCCCUUGCAAGAGAUCAUCGAUGCCAUCAUAUCGGGGGCUCAGGCUACGGCGCGACAAUGUUUCGAUGCCUUCAAGAGGAAGCAUUUCGGAGCUGUUCCACGGGCAGCGACGUCGCCGCCUGCUAACCCUGUUGGCGGGACUCCUCCUUCUUUAGAGGUCGAGGCGCAAGAAGAGAUGCAGAAGAUGAAGCUGAAGAGCGAAGAAUUGAAGGCGAGCAUGAAGCGCAAGAGCGAGGAGUUGCGAGAGAAGAGCCUCGUAGCUUCGGCCAAGCAUUCACGCGUUGUUAACGACGGCACACCGUUUGCCCUGGUUGUCGGUAUGGUUGUUGGUAUCAUGUUCCCUCACUUGUAUGCUGUCGUUGUUGCUCCCGCUGUACAGUAG
Fomitopsis serialis is the source of this 1860-nucleotide messenger RNA. RefSeq lists its product as uncharacterized. The coding region runs from base 1 to 1860 and encodes 619 amino acids. Lineage: Eukaryota; Fungi; Basidiomycota; Agaricomycetes; Polyporales; Fomitopsidaceae. The record is from RefSeq and is a predicted model, not a curated record. The transcript has 7 exons.